Molecule: messenger RNA, 871 nt
Organism: Puma concolor (puma)
Lineage: Eukaryota; Metazoa; Chordata; Mammalia; Carnivora; Felidae
Gene: YJU2B
Product: YJU2 splicing factor homolog B
Biological process (GO): mRNA splicing, via spliceosome
Cellular component (GO): post-mRNA release spliceosomal complex; U2-type spliceosomal complex
Source: RefSeq, a predicted model, not a curated record
GUUUGAGAUGCCCUAUAACAUCUGGUGCGAUGGCUGCAAGAACCACAUCGGCAUGGGUGUUCGUUACAAUGCAGAAAAGAAGAAGGUUGGCAAUUAUUACACAACGCCCAUCUACAGGUUCCGGAUGAAAUGCCACCUGUGUGUCAACUACAUCGAGAUGCAGACGGACCCCGCCAACUGCGACUACGUGAUUGUGAGUGGCGCCCAGCGCAAGGAGGAGCGCUGGGACAUGGAGGACAACGAGCAGGUGCUGACGACAGAGCAUGAGAAGAAGCAGAAGCUGGAGACGGACGCCAUGUUUCGCCUGGAGCACGGCGAGGCCGACCGGAGCACGCUCAAGAAGGCCCUCCCCACCCUGAGCCACAUCCAGGAGGCCCAGAGCGCCUGGAAGGAUGACUUCGCUCUCAACAGCAUGCUGCGGAAAAGGUUCCGGGAGAAGAAAAAAGCCAUGCAGGAGGAGGAGGAGAGGGACCAGGCGUUGCAGGCUAAGGCGAGCCUGGCCAUCCCGCUGGUGCCCGAGACGGAGGAUGACCGCAAGCUGGCCGCCCUGCUCAAGUUCCACACCCUGGACUCCUACGAGGACAAGCAGAAACUCAAGCGGACGGAGAUCAUCAGCCGCUCCUGGUUCUCCUCCACCCCGGGACCCCGCACCGGCAGCAGCAAAGCCGGCAGCGUCCUGAAGAAGCUGGCCCAGAACCGCAGAUGCGCACCCGUCGGCUCCCCCAUCACCAUAGAGGACCUGGGCAUCGUGCGGCGGCGGUCCCGAGAGGCCUUGGAGAACCUCCGGCUCGCCGCGGAGACCCCCAAGCCUGGGGAGCCAUGGGUGCCAGAGGGGAACACCCAGGACAGGCCCGCAUCCCCCCCAGACUGC